CAUGUCUCCAUGCCACUUUCAUGCCAAUCAUGGUACAAUCAUUUGUGAACGGAAAACACUCGAUUUCAUUUGGCAGGGCAGAGAAUCUAAGCCACACAGCACAAAUUCUGCCAAAUCAGCUUGUUGAUGCUCUCGGAAAGCAUAACGAAUGAUAUAUAUAUUGGUGAUCGAAAUUGCGGUGGCGAGUGCCCUUACUCCUCAGAUGUGGACAGCAAAUUUCCAAAUUUGUAAAUUUCUAAGCCCCGGAACAGACGAGGAGAUCCGAAAUCUUUCGACAAUUGGAGAAAAAAUUGCUCAUUUCAUGUGCAGCCGCUUCCGCGUGUUUCGGGCGCCGUCCUGUCGUGGAGUGGAGUGCCGAGGAGAGUAGAAAGAACAGUGAAGUCAACUAAAGCUGGCCACGCAUUCACGCAGCAAACAUGUCACUGCUUGCGCAUCUCGGACGCCGAGGAGAACCCGGCCAAUUGGCACUCUGCGAGUCCUUCCUUGCCCUUUGACGAUCUCCGGUUCUCCCACUGAGAUGCUCGCAAUUCGACCCCGGAAGUUGGAAGGUCUCAAGUGUUUCGCUCUGCGCGUGCUUUCUGCUGCUGUCUGUUCCUCGCCUGGAGAACUUGGACUCCUGGCGGAUGGUUGGGGAAUCAUAGCUCCUGUAGUGGUGUGCGACUGAUCGCGACCUUGCAGUUUCGAAGAGUUAAGAUCGAAGUCGUAGCGGCGGAGCAUUGUUGGGAACUUGGGUCCGAAAGGGAUGUCCAUCGGCAGAUGAAAAUGGGUUGUUUGAGCGGCGACUUAACGAGUAAAUGCGCUUUUGGGGUGGAGAGAGUUGGCUGGUUGAUUGCAGUGCCCACGAUCGGGUUUUUCAGGCAUUGAAGCCGAGAUUGAGUGGAAUCGAGGUUGUGGAAUCCGAAUCAACGCCCGAGUGUAGUUGACGAGGUUUAAGGUUACCGAAGUUUGCUGUGUGGUUCAAUGGCACCAGCGCAUUUUGCUGGAAGAAGCGAUGAUGAUGACGAAGAUGGGGGUUCGGGAUCCCCCACACAGCAGGCUAAUACUCGGCCACCCCGCCAUACAUCAUCGAAGUAUGAUUUUGUCAAGGUCCGUGUAUGGCUCGGUGAUAAUUCUGAUCAUUACUACGUCCUGUCGAGGUUCCUUGUUAGCAGAAUGCUGACAGUGACAAAGAUCCCAAAUCAUGUGGCAAUCAAGAUUUCAUUGGAGCUGAAGAAGAUGCUCAUCGACAAUAGCCUCCUGGAUGUGUCUCAAUCAGAUCUCGAGGCAAACUUAUUCAAGCUCAUGGAACGUCGUGGAUUCGGAGCUGAGUAUAUUGAUCGCUACAAAAUGAUGACCAGAUUUCAUCAUCAAAGAGUACCACUCAUCAUUCUUGUUUGCGGAACAGCCUGUGUUGGUAAAUCAACAAUUGCAACUCAACUUGCGCAGCGCUUGAACCUUCCCAACGUUCUGCAGACAGACAUGGUUUACGAGCUUCUUCGAACUGCAACAGACGCUCCUCUUGCUUCCACGCCAAUCUGGGCUAGAGAGUUCUCAUCAACUGACGAACUUGUCACUGAAUUCUGCCGAGAGUGUCGUAUAGUCCGUAAAGGGCUUGAUGGCGAUUUAAGAAAGGCAAUGAAGGAUGGAAAGCCUGUUAUUAUUGAGGGUGUACAUCUAGAUCCUUCAAUCUACUUGAUGGAUGAAGAUAAUGAUACAACGUCACAAAAGGAAUCGAACGGUGCUCAAAGCGAGCAACAAUCAUCUAAACCGGAGCAGUCUCACGAAAUAACUGCUGAGUUAAGAGGGAACGGUGACGUCUCAAAUUCUAGUACAUCGGAGGGACAGCAUUCCAGCAAGUUCCCGCUUGAGCCUUCAUCAAGGAAGCCCGAACUGUCCACCGCUGAUGUAGAACUCAAGGAUGAAACCAUGACCUCUGCUGCAUCGGAGGGUGUGCACAUUGACGGUAAAUUCGAUCAGUCAUUGCAGAAAGAAGCAGUACCCACUGAAGUGGUUACCCAUUCUCUGUUAGCUCUUUCCUUGCGUUCACAAACACACGAAACUGGUGGACAGACAAUUCAUGGGAAUGCGUCUACCAGCCUAAGAGGACCUAGUGGAAAUCCAGCGAAUGGUUUAAGUGAGGAAGGUGCAAACAAACCCUCCGUAGCAUUGAAAGAAGCCUCAAGCAGCUCUGGAGUAUCUUCUGGAACUAAGUUACAGCCUGGUCGGAACCAGGAUGUGGGGAAAAAACCACUGAUUAAAGCACCUGCAAAAGCCAUUGUGGUGCCAAUAGUAUUGAGGAUGGCUGAUAUUGAUCACCAGACCUUGCUAGAGGAGUGGAUUGCUUGCAGAUCCAUGGAUGGAACUGGUCCACCUGAGGAGAAGGAAGCUUUAGUGAGCAAGUUGCGAACCAUCCAGGAAUAUCUAUGUUCCUUUGAAGAGCAGGGAAUGAAAGUGGUGAAUAUCUCCGCGACUACUUUUCCUCAAACGCUUGAUUGGCUACAUGGCUAUCUUUUGCAGUGUAUUGAGCGUGGUUGUUCUCCACACAGUCCCAAGGCAGCUGUUUGACAAUCAUGUACAGCAAUCAAACAGAGUCGUGUCAAGAGUAAUGUGUUCAGCAUGUGUUUGUAAACCUAAACUUUUCCCUGUAUAUCCGUGCACUGUACAAAAUUUAGAUCCUUCUUUUCAACUGAUUGCUCCAAAUUGUACAAGCUAAUACUGAAUCUUACAACUCUGGCUCUUAUUAAGCCUAAUAAGCAUAUCACGAGUCCGUAUUAUGUUGAGUCCUGUGUCCCUUCCGUAGUGAUGUAAGGAAUGAUGGCCGCUGUCGUGGUAGAUUUUGGUUAGCUCCUUCCAUGAAAACGGUAUCCGCGCUUGUCGUCCAGUAUCACGUAAUCAUGACCCUGAGUUUUGCUAUUCAUGAGUAAAAGAUUGUCGCUUCAUUUGAAAUAUACACUAUGAAUUCUCGUCGAAAUUUUUCAACCGCUCAGACGACUGCUUUCCUGGUGUGUUUCGUCUUGAACUUUGAGAUAAAGAAGAGCGCGAAGGUUUGCUCAGGACGUCGCUGUUCAUUGGCUUACGUAUUAAACAGUCGACAGGAGGACGUGAUGUUAGUGUAAUCUGUACCUUGAGGGUGGAGAGCGAUCAUAAUAAUGAAUCGAUCAUUGUUUAGAUGAAUGAGCUAAGAUCUCUUUGCAACAGGUUAGGGUAAAUUCUGUUCUUUCGCCUGGACAAGAAUGAGUCGGUACGAAAUGUACCAACAGGAAGUCGGUACAGGUUCAAGGCCGUACAAGUACAAGAGCAAAAUUGCUUCCCUUAACGUAGACGUCUUUUCUAACUCAAGUUCCCUUGGAAUGCCCUUCUGAGAAUCUUCCUCGUUUCCUACAUAACCCUGUUAAGGUCCUACAGAUGUGAAGACUCGCAGAAAUCAGCCUAAUUAAGAGAGCGACGGCGGCACGAAGACAAGUAACUGGAAAGAAGUUUCAAUGUCUCCUAAGAGAUUUGUGGAAAGUCCAUCAACAGAGAUGCCCAUCGACCGUGAACAGUCAGAAUGAUAGAAGAAGGGGCACCCUCUCGACAUAGGAAUCUGUGCUAAGUAUGGCAAACAACAUGAAACUCGACAGAUCGAAGAUAGUUCAUCAAUUGCAGGAAAUUUGUCUACGUCCACCUACAAGCGAGUGCAGUGAGACCCCCACCAGGUCGUGAAGAUAUGCAUGGACUUAGUCGAUAUUGCCCAAGAGGACAUCUGAUAAUUGGCGGCAUUUUAGAGAAGAAAAAGGUAAUCAAACAGUUUUGUCCUCCAACCGUACGAUGGAAAAUAUAACUUGAUGUUUCAUAUUCCACAACUGCUAGUGGGCCCUGGAGAAAGACUUGUGAAAUUAACGUGAAUGUGGGCAUCUGUCAACCAUCAGGGUUACGUUUGGUUCUGGUUAAGGUCUGGAACUAACGAUAUUCAUGAUUUCUAAUUUCAGCUUAAGACCUACUUCUAAAAUGUUCGAGCAGGGGUUGCCAAAUUCAUAAGAUUGCUACACAUGGAU
Messenger RNA from Marchantia polymorpha subsp. ruderalis, 4013 nucleotides. NCBI's taxonomy places the organism in Eukaryota, Viridiplantae, Streptophyta, Marchantiopsida, Marchantiales, Marchantiaceae. The record is from the annotation of a GenBank genome assembly.